AUGGCAGGAUUCUCCGAAGCAGCAAUGUCAAAACGUUUGCAAACGUUGAAUACUACUCAACAAUCAGUUCAGAUGAUGUCUAUGUGGUUAUUGCAUCAUCAAAAAAAUCACGCACAAACGAUUGUAAAAGUGUGGCUCCAGGAGAUCCAAAAAGAAACAAAACCUGCACGCUUAGUCAAUCUGCUUUAUCUGGCUAACGAUGUAAUUCAAAACAGUCGGAAACACUGUGCGCAUUUUAUGGGAAUGUUUUAUGAAAAUUUGGAGCCAGCAUUUAGGCACGUGAGCACCCAUGCAGAUGCUGAUGCUGUAGUCGCAAUGAAGAAAAUUUUGAGAGUUUUUCGUGAGCGUCAAAUUUAUCCUGAUAAUAAAGUUGAUCGUUUAGUAAAUGCUGUUGCUUCAUCUUUAAGUGGAAUAAGGCUUGUUGAGUUCAAUAUUGAAUUAGGCGGGACAAAUUUAAGCAGCGAAAAUAUUCAAAAAUCUCGUCUGACGCCAACCACCCCGCCAAAUACCGGGAAAACUAUGGAUUCACCAUCACAUUCAUCAACUCCCAUUGUCCAUUCAGAUUCACCGGAACCGAAGAAGUGCAAGGUGGAUAGCGAAAAUUUUGAUGUAAAAAUUAUGACACGAGUAACAGAAGAAGUAAUUGCGUUACUCAAAAAACUGGAAGAUCCUCCAUCAGCUGAUGCCGAAACACGGCAGCUCAUAGCUUCCUUUCCGGAAACUAUUGCAAAUCCAGCUCUUCUAAAACCAAUCAAAGAUGAAUCCCAAGCAGUAGAGUUGCUAAAAAAAAUUAAGGAAGCUGAGCCUGUAGUCAAGGAGUAUUGUAAGAGACUGUCCACGGAAAUGGAGGAUAGGCGAACUUUGCAGCAGUUGCUUCCCGACUAUUUCGAUUUUCUAAAAGCUAGUGCUAUAAGAAAUGAUGAGAUGUUACGUUCUGUUCGAGAAAAAGUAGAAAAAUUGGAACAGGAGAAAAUGUCGGUAAAAGAACAUUUUGAUUCAUUGCCAGAUCUUGCCAACUUACCUACAGGUGCACUACAACCACUUCCUUCUCUUGGAGAAUUAUUCAGAAGUGAUAAAGAUGGUGACCAUAAUAUGGAAAGUGAGAACUGGUAA
Molecule: messenger RNA, 1113 nt
Organism: Thelazia callipaeda (thelaziosis nematode)
Lineage: Eukaryota; Metazoa; Nematoda; Chromadorea; Rhabditida; Thelaziidae
Source: the annotation of a GenBank genome assembly